Molecule: messenger RNA, 3305 nt
Organism: Aedes aegypti (yellow fever mosquito)
Lineage: Eukaryota; Metazoa; Arthropoda; Insecta; Diptera; Culicidae
Gene: Rcd6
Exons: 7
Coding region: 1510-2979 (489 amino acids)
Source: RefSeq, a predicted model, not a curated record
CAGCUAGCAAUCUUAACAUUGUGGUCGUACUUUUGCUGAGAAGUCCGCGUGGUUUGAACUUUAUAUUUAUUUAUGUACAUCUUUUAUUACUCAUCAAACCGUUCGUAGGUUGCAGAUCUUUUGUUUUGCGGAAUUAUUGUCGGUGACUUUUGGUCCCCAAAAGAAGGGGAGUUUAAGGAUAAUUAGGCAUUACCUUUGUACCUGGUUUUAUAUCCUGUUGUGUGUUUUUCCAUAUUUUUAACCAUUAAGUUGCAAGCUGAUUGGGUCGAUACUUGAAAACCUUUUCUUUUUUGUUUUUGCAAAAAUACUACGCGAUCGCGAGUGAAGCGGGGGCUAAUUAAUCGAGACUUUCUACAUGUUAUUUACUCGCAACCAGCAGUGGCGAUCAAUAUGCGAAAGGGUGGUUAAGGCGUUCGACAGCCAUCAUUUUUAGCGACUGUUGUGGUUCCGUCUUUGUCGACCCCGAAAUCACCAAACUAUUGAGCCACGUUGAGUAUAUACCUCGAUUGUUCGGUUCGAUGCGGUGUGUGAAGGAAGCCAUUCAUUAAUAAGCAAAAUAGGAGUGAAAUCAAGCACGAUUGUUAUUUUUGGAAGCUGGUUCGGAAAGAAAGAUGACCAAUUCGGAGAUCGAUGGAUAAGGAAGUGCGUGUGAAGUGAAUUGGAAACAUGAUCUGAUGUCGUCUGUAGUGGAAUUGAAUUAUACCUGCACCACAUUUAGCCUGUAUAGUAGUAGCUAAUCUGAAGUCAAUGAUCUAAAGGAGUGGAAACGAAAAGAUGUGCCAAGGAAGAAAAGAAUAAAUUUGAGACGCACUACUGUUGUCAUCAUUUUAUGGCCGUCGUCGUCAUCGGAUACUGUUAGCUAUUGAUCAGAAGGGGAAAAGUUUGGCAGGCGUGUUUGUACGCCCCGAAGGAACGAUUCAUAUGUCACGGAAUGUGGUACACGUUGGAGAAAAGGCGGCUCAACGAACAACUUCUGAAUACUAAUGUGGAAGGCGUGACAACCCGUAUGACUGCGAAAGGUCUAGCUUGACGGUUUUCUCCAUCGGAAAAGCUUUCGAAUCAAACCGAAAACGACUGACAACGAUUGCUACUUCAUCCGAUUGAAACUAGUCAACGCAUCGGAAAUCAUCGACCGAAAUCUGAUUGUAGAUUCCGUGCACUUUGAAAAUAAAAGCCUCUCUUUUUUGAGUGGAUCCUAACAGGUUUAACGAGCCUUGAGUGAUUCAGCUAGGUGUGAAGAGAAAUUAAAAGCCGUGCUGUUGUGGUUUUCGCCUGCCGUGUCCUAUCAUUUGAAUUAUGAGCUAAUCGGUUUUGAGAGUGCCGUGUGUCUUAAAUAUCGGGUCUGGAUGUAGGGGAAAAAGUGUGGCGAUAAAAUUGGAUACAAACAGCAAAACCGGCACGUUGUGGCAGAAGCCUACAGAACACGCCUGAGGUGACUUGAACGAUUGGCUUAACGGGGAACUCCUCAUCCGAUGAACGAAGCACAGGAAACAUCUCGAGCGAACAACGAUGGGAUAUUUCUCGAAACGGAACGUUUUCAUUUACUGCUGCAUUUCGGCGUGUUUAUCACUGAUCACCUACCUGAUCGCAUUUUCCUGCGAAGUUUCGUGGAUACUGGAAGCUAAUGGAAAACUUCCCCUGCCGUCCUUCCUACUUUGUGCGGAGUUUUUCGUGCUGUUCAUAUCGUCUGCAAUUCUAAUCCAUGGAUUAUCAACGGGCGUUUCGUGGGGCUUACUCAGCUGGUCGAUCAUCAUAGGGGUGCUGUCCGUGCCGGAGUUGGCACUAGUCAUGUACAUGACAAUUCAGCAUUGGGGCCUGCAGUCAGCACAUGGACUAACGGAAUUAAUAGGUUAUUUAGUACGUUUAAUAGUCAACUGCCUGGCACUGCUGUGUGUCAUUCCGACUGCACUUCGAUGGCGGCAGGAAAAGAAAGUCCUCUCUCAGCUGGAAUCACUCGCGUCGCGUCUUCAGCUUACAACUCCAACUCCGGCUACUCCCUUCAACGCUACAAAUGGCAUGAACUCACUGCGGGCCAGUAAGAGAAGCCAAGCCAGCAGACGACCUUCAACCGGGUUCGACAAUCCCGGAUACGUACCGCACGAGACUAACUCCGCGGACAUCGUACAACAGUACACCCAGUACAACAAUCUCUACGGAUCGCAGAGCGAAUUCAAUGCCAGUAUAUUUGGGCUAAAUCCUUCACAGUACAUAGGACCUCCACCUCCACCGAUGGCUGCUGAACACAAAAAGACACAGUCCUUGCUAGACUUGCGGUUUAUCUUCCCUCCGAAAUUCCUUACAACAAACGACAAGAAAGCUGCCAAAGAUAGAGGGACUGAUGAAACGGAUAGUGUUCUGAACAAUAAUCUUAAGAACAAUCGAAUCAACAACAAACUAAAUGACGGGACAGGAAAAUCCCUCAAAGAUAACAACAGCGUAAUAGAGAUGAACACAGAUCCAACGGCGGCAGCCAACGACCCGAUCUAUCACACGAUCGAAUCAACUAAGCCCAGCAAAAUUCUCGGAAGAAAUUGCGUCUCUUUGGAGAACUUAGGAAACAUCACUCUCUCCGAAUCCCCAUUGCCAUAUAAGAAAAACGACUUUGCUCAGUACCGAUACGGCAACAAUCUACUCAAGAACUACGCACUGAAUCCUUGGAAUGUCAUCGCAUACAAUCCAGCCUACAGUGCAUAUCCUCCUGCUUACAUGCACUACCACAUGCAUCCAUACCUCUACCAGAUGCAUCACAACAACUUCCCACCGGCUACAGCAGCUGGAUACUUCGCCUCGCCUCACCAUCAUCACCAAAUGCAUCCCCAGCAGCAUCACCCGGGAGGUCUUGGGGGACACUACAGUGCCAACCAGUCCACCAUCAGCUACGGGUACAACAAUGGCUAUCUUAACAGUGCAAACAAUAGUCGACAAUCGCUGGGCAACGAGUCGGAUGACUUUCGCAAGUACCGAGAUGUGGCCUUGUGAAACGAGGUUUGACUCGUAGUCGGCCGGGAUUGGAAGUGCAUAAACGGAAGAACGGAAGAGCUGUCGGAUACGAGCAAGUAUUUAUUUAUCGAUCGAUUGCCCUAGUAUUGAUAGUGUAGUUAAGAAGUAUCAGCGAAUCGACGAACGACAAAGUGUACGUAAAGUUAGUGGUAGGAAUUGUAGGAAUACUCAAGAUGAAACAAAAAUGUGCAGUAAUCGAAAACACCAAUAUUGUCACAGUUACCUUUCUAAGACCUAAGAUCGAAGAAAUUACGUAGAAACCCGAUGUAUAGGCGAAACGAAAUAAAGUAUUUUAUAUUAUGUAA